Acipenser ruthenus (sterlet) is the source of this 3750-nucleotide messenger RNA. RefSeq names its product ATP-dependent RNA helicase DDX54-like. The transcript has 20 exons. NCBI's taxonomy places the organism in Eukaryota, Metazoa, Chordata, Actinopteri, Acipenseriformes, Acipenseridae. Gene Ontology annotation, molecular function: ATP binding; RNA binding; RNA helicase activity. The record is from RefSeq and is a predicted model, not a curated record. Gene Ontology annotation, cellular component: nucleus. Bases 184 to 2796 code for a protein of 870 amino acids.
AAAAAAGUGUCUUGCCCACGUGUGUUCUAACAUGGCUGCGUCCUGCAUGUGUUGUAUGUGUAAACUCAGAAGUUAGUAAAUAGAAAUAUUAUAGCGCGUUUUUGUCGAAAUAUUUAAUUUUUUCUGCGCCUGGUGAAUUGAUAGCCUCGCUCCCUUACACGGCUCAGAAUAAAUCGGGGUAAAAUGGCUCAAAGGAAGAAGAGGUUUACUAAAAAGAGACGGCAUCCGAAACGGGACCUGGAUGUGGAUUCGGACGGUGGGGAGUUCGAGUUGGCGGCUGAGGUCAGCGAUGAAGACGAUUCCAGAAAGUUGGCAAUGAUCACUAAGGAGCGUGCUGUGCUGUCCCUGCAGGCUGGCAGGACGGUCCCUGGCUUCCCCACAGCAGACUGCCUGUCGGACGUGGAGCCAGACACUAGGGAGCUCGUUCGGGCACAGAACAAGAAGAAGAAGAAGUCAGGAGGCUUCCAGUCCAUGGGGUUGGGUUAUCCGGUUUACAAAGGGGUGAUGAAGAAGGGAUAUAAAGUUCCAACACCAAUUCAGAGGAGGACCAUCCCGCUGAUCCUAGAUGGUAAGGACGUGGUGGCGAUGGCCCGCACAGGAAGUGGGAAGACAGCUGCAUUCCUCAUCCCCAUGUUCGAACGACUGAAAGCUCCCAGCGCCCAAACAGGGGCCCGCGCUCUCAUCCUGUCACCCACCCGCGAGCUGGCACUGCAGACCAUGAAGUUCACCAAGGAGCUUGGCAAGUUUUGUGGCUUCAAGACUGCACUGAUUCUUGGAGGAGACAGAAUGGAUGACCAGUUUGCUGCCUUGCACGAGAACCCUGAUAUAAUCAUUGGCACGCCGGGUCGUCUGAUGCACGUGGUCGUUGAGAUGAACCUGAAGCUGCACAGUGUGGAGUAUGUGGUGUUUGAUGAAGCUGACAGGCUGUUUGAGAUGGGCUUCGCAGAGCAGCUGCAGGGCGUUAUCCAGCGACUGCCAGAGAACCGUCAGACCGUGCUGUUCUCCGCCACUCUGCCCAAGCUGCUGGUUGAGUUCGCCCGCGCAGGUUUAACAGAGCCAGUUUUAAUUCGACUGGAUGUGGACACCAAACUGAACGACCAGCUGAAGCUUGCGUUUUUCCAUCUGCGGGUGGAUGAUAAGCCGGCUCUGCUGCUGCACUUGCUGAGGAACGUGAUAAAGCCACAGGAGCAGACAGUGGUGUUCGUAGCUACCAGGCACCAUGUGGAGUACCUGAAGGAGUUGUUGAUGUUGGAGGGGAUGGACUGUGCGUACAUCUACAGCGCGCUGGACCAGACGGCCAGGAAGAUCAACAUUGGGAAGUUUGUGCACAGGAAGGCGAUGGUGAUGAUCGUGACGGACGUGGCAGCUCGCGGGAUAGAUAUCCCCAUGCUGGACAACGUCAUCAACUACAACUUCCCCUCCAAGGCCAAGCUCUUCCUGCACAGAGUCGGUCGUGUGGCGAGAGCAGGGAGGAGUGGUACAGCGUACAGCCUGGUGGCUCCAGAUGAGAUCGCCUUCGUGUUUGACCUGCACCUCUUCCUAGGACGCCCCCUGCAGCUUGCAGGGCCCAGGCACAGCCAGCCAGAUGAGGACGGCGUGUGUGGGCGAGUUCCGCAGAGUAUCCUGGACGACGAGGAGGCUAUGCUGGUAACGGCUCAUGAGAACUCGCUGGACCUGCAGAACAUGCGCCGCAUCUCUGACAACGCCUACAUGCAGUACCUCAAGUCCCGGCCCAACCCCUCGCCUGAGUCAGUCAAGAGAGUUAAGGAGACUGACUUCUCCAGUCUUGCAGUCCACCCCCUCCUCGGUUCUGUGCUAGAAAAUGUGGAGUUGGAGAGACUGAAGGUGGUUGACAGCAUCAAGCAAUAUAAAUCCAGAGCAACGAUUUUCGAGAUCAAUGCGACCAAUAAGACCACAGCGGGUGAGGUGAUGCGAGCAAAGAGGAGUCGAGACGUGCGGCUGGUCGACAAGUUCCAGAAAUCCCGCAAGGACAAGGCAGCAGAGAGCCUGCUGGGCCAGUCUGCUGCCAGCCUGCCGCGGGCAGAGUCAGACGAGGAGAGCAUCCAGAAUGUGUUUUCAGAAGUGCUUGGUGGCAAGAGGAAGAAGCCACAGAGUGAAACGGACGCUCCCAACAAGAGAGCCAAGGAGGCAGGGCGCGAUGAAGAGUUUUACAUCCCGUACCGACCCAAGGACUUCGACUCAGAGAGAGGGCUCAGUAUGCAAGGAGAAGGCAGCACAUUCGAGCAGCAGGCAUCGGGGGCAGUCCUGGACCUCAUGGGGGACGAAGGGGACAAGAUGAACCAGCACAAGCACAUGAUGAAAUGGGACCGCAAGAAGAAGCGCUUUGUGAGGGAGACGGGGAAGGGGGACAAGAAGAAGACCGUGAGGAUAGAGAGCGGGCAGCUUGUCAGCAAAUCCUUCAAGAAAAACUUCUACGAGGAGUGGAAGAAGAAAUACAAGGUGGAGGACGGAGUGUCUGACAACGAAUCAGGAGGAGAGGGAGGUGGCAGCCGGGCCAGGACAGCGGGAGGAGGAAGAGGAGGUAGAGGAGGGAGGAGGGGUGGCAGAGGAGCCCCCACCCCCCCCAGACGGGCCCCGGUGCAGAAGUCCCGUCCAGAGCUGAAGAGCCACGAUCAGAUUCUGAAGCAGCGCAAGAAGAAGCAGAAACAGCAGUUCCUGCAGAGCGGGGGCCUCCAGAAGCUACGGGGCAAGAACCAGUCGCGCCUGCAUGAGAUGAAGAGGUCCGGCUUCGGGAGGGGUGCUGUCAAAAAGGGCAAGCUGCGCAAGAGGCUGUGAGGGGAAGGGGAGCUGCUCACUGACGCGCCAUUGCAAAGGAGAGGGGUCGGGACCUGUCUGGACUCAAUGGGGGGGGUGGAAAGGCACCUUUUGUAGAUUUAAUAACUGACCCUCCGCUCAGCCUUAACCUUGGUGGUGCACGGACAUGCCUCAUAACACAGUCUGCUCUUAGCUUGAAUUCAUCCCUUUUAACCCUUUGAUUACCAAUGUUAUUCCUGAACAACACCAGGAUUUUAAAAACAAACUGCAUUUUUGUUCACAUAGCAACCAAUGGGAUCAUGGUUUUAUAUCCUAGUUUGGAAUUCUAAACAUAAUAGUUUUUGGACAAACACUUGUAAAAAUAACUUGUUUAAUUUAAUUAGAACACAAAUGUAUUGCGUUGGCAUUUAAUUAGGGAAUUCAAGGGUUAAAGUUUGGGGAUUUAAAUUCUUUACAAACUCAGAACAGUAUUUGGUAUUUAUUAUUAUUAUUAUUUGUUUAUUUAGCAGACGCCUUUAUCCAAGGCGACUUACAGAGACUAGGGUGUGUGAACUAUGCAUCAGCUGCAGAGUCACUUACAACUACGUCUCACCCGAAAGACGGAGCACAAGGAGGUUAAGUGACUUGCUCAGGGUCACACAAUGAGUCAGUGGCUGAGGUGGGAUUUGAACCGGGGACCUCCUGGUUACAAGCCCUUUUCUUUAACCACUGGACCACACAGCCUCCUUUUAUGUUUAUAAAACCUGUGCUUCAUUGAAAUGAAAUUGCAGCCAGACUGUGGUCAGUCUCCCUAAACUGGCAAAAACGUAUGACAAUAACAAGACUAGUAUCAUCUUUGUUAGUGAUAGAUUUGCGUUAACAUUAUAGAACAAUGGUGCUCUUUGCUUCCACGCUGUAUUUGUGUUGCCCCAAUGGGGUAGAAACGCCCAGAAACAAUGUGCUCUACUUCAAUGAAUAAAGAAAGAUCCUUUACAA